CUCGUUCAUCCUGAAACCAUCACUACAUAUUACUUUCUCUCUCUUUGUCCCACUGUAUGUUUCCGUUGUUUUUUCUGGCUCACUAGUUUCUCUCACUUUCUUUUUCCAAGAGAAGAAGAUAACUUUUUGUUUGUUUAUUACUGAGCACAGUAUUUAUCUCUCCUUCUCUGUGACCACUAACCAAACUGAAUGUCCUAUGUAUCAGCCUUGUACUGGAAGUCGAAUUGGGCAGUGAACUUUUGCAGGGGGCAGUCUUCUCACCAUCACAGGGACUCCGCUGAGUGAAAUAACCCAAAACCUCCCUUGAGCGAUGGUCGUUUGACUCUUCCACGGCAACUGCGUAACUAUGGAGUGCAGGCAUGGGGCAGAAACUUGGCAAAAAACAAACAGUCUGUUUUCAUCUGAGAGGGGCAGCUGAAGAGUAACUUUAAAGUGGACUGAAAAAGAAGAGGAGGGACGUUUGUAGCUUUCUUUCCAUUGCUGGGGAAUGAAUGUUCAGCUGCAGAUGACAGGAAUGGAUAAAGAAUACAAAGAGAGAAGUUUUUUUUUUACAUGUUUUUUUUGUAGCAUCUUCACACUCUAUACAAUGUGUCAAUGGAAGAGAAAAUUUGCCUUUUUAAGGAUUACCGCUGUGGAAGUAACUGCUGGUUAUCAAAGCUGUCGACAAUAGCAGGAGUGUGUGUGUCGUAGUGUUUUGGUUAUGUGAGCGUGUUCUGGCAGUUGUGUCAGGACCUUGGUGUGUGUGCGUAUUUAUGUAGCUUUUGCAAUUCAGUGUGUGUGAUGCGUGGCUGUGAGACCACUAGCUGUCUAUCUGUCCUUCGGGCCGACAGACACAGGGAGGGACAGACAUGUGUUUCCAUGGCAAUGAGCGGCUGUAGCCCCUUCCCCAUGUGUUGGGAUAGAGAAUAUGACAGACACCUAGCAGCAACAGUGUCGGCUGGGAAAACCAUGGCGACAGCCUACUUGGACCCCAACCUGAACCAGGCCCUCCUGGGAGGCGCCAAGUCACGGCUGAGCGCGGGGGGGUCAGACCGAACCAUGGCCGGCUCCGUGGACAGGGUUCUGAAAGUCUUCCAUCACUUUGAGACCAACACUGAACACAGCUGCUGGUCCUCCAAUAUCCGAUAUGGAGAUGCAACCGAUGUCAGGGGAAUCAUCCAGAAGAUUCUGGACAUCCACAAAGUGCGCUGGACGUCUUGUUUUGGCCUGCGUCUCAGCAACAGCCAAUCCAGAGACCAGGUGCACUGGCUCCACCCCGAUAUGGGCGUGUCCCACGUCAGAGAAAAAUAUGACCAGUCGCGACCAAACGAGGAGUGGAGGUAUGAGUUAAGGAUCCGGUAUCUUCCAAAGGGCUUUGUGCAACAGUUUACAGAAGACAAACCUACACUCAACUACUUCUACCACCAGGUGAAGAAUGACUACAUGACAGAGAUUGGCGAACAAGUGGAACAAGAUGUAGCUCUCAAACUGGGCUGUCUAGAAAUCAGGAGGUUUUUCAAAGAGAUGAGAGGAAACGCCUUGGACAAGAAAUCCAACUAUGAACUAUUGGAGAAAGAUGUUGGUUUGAGGCGCUUUUUCCCUAAAGACCUGUUGGAUUCUGUCAAGGCUAAAACUCUUCGGAAGUUGAUCCAGCAGACGUUUAAGCAGGUAGCCAAUCUCAACGAUGAACAGUGCAUCCUUAAGUUCUUGGAGAUACUUGCACCAAUCUACCGCUAUGACAAGGAGUGCUUCAAAUGUGCCCUUGGGUCCAGCUGGGUGAUCCAGGUAGAGUUAGCUAUUGGGCCAGAGGAAGGGAUCAGCUACCUCACUGACAAGGGAUCCACGCCCACCCAUCUAGCUAACUUUAACCAGGUUCAGUCCAUCCAGUAUUCUGCUAUGGAGGAGAAGGACAGGAAAGGGAUGCUACAGCUCAACGUAGCCGGAGCUGCUGAGCCUCUGACUGUUACGACAGCAUCACUGACCAUGGCAGAGAACUUGGCUGACUUGAUUGAUGGUUACUGUCGGCUCAUCUCCAUGGAAACUCAUUCAUUCAUCGUCAGAUUUCAGAAAGAGGGAGAGAGAGCACUGCCUUCAAUCCCAAAAGUGUCCAAUAAUGAGAAAAAGUUAGAAGCAGUCAGAAGUGGAAUAAGAGCCAUCUCUGUCUCAGAGGAUCUUAGUGGGGAUGAGACUGAUGACUAUGCUGAGAUAGUUGAUGAAGAGGACACAUACACCAUGCCCUCCAUCAGCUAUGGAGUAGUUGAAGCACGGGAUUAUGAGAUCCAGAGGGACAGGAUAGAGUUGGGCCGCUGUAUAGGAGAGGGUCAGUUUGGAGAUGUACACCAAGGAGUCUAUAACACCCCGGACAAACCAGCUCUACCUGUCGCCAUUAAGACCUGUAAGAACUGUACAUCGGACAGCGUCAGAGAAAAGUUCCUACAAGAAGCAUUAACAAUGCGUCAGUUUGACCAUCCUCACAUUGUCAAGCUGAUUGGAGUGAUCACGGAAAACCCAGUUUGGAUCAUCAUGGAGCUGUGCACGCUUGGAGAGUUACGUUCAUUCCUUCAGGUGAGGAAGUACAAUUUGGACUUAGCCACUCUCAUUCUGUUCGCCUACCAGCUCAGCACUGCGCUCACAUAUCUGGAGAGUAAACGCUUUGUGCACAGGGACAUAGCAGCACGCAAUGUGUUGGUCUCUUCAGUCGACUGUGUGAUGCUCGGAGACUUUGGUCUGUCACGAUACAUGGAGGACAGCUCUUACUAUAAAGCUUCUAAAGGUAAACUUCCUAUUAAAUGGAUGGCUCCCGAAUCUAUAAACUUCAGAAGAUUUACCUCUGCCAGUGAUGUCUGGAUGUUUGGUGUGUGUAUGUGGGAGAUCUUGAUGUAUGGCAUCAAGCCUUUCCAGGGUGUGAAGAACAAUGACGUAAUUGGCAGGAUAGAGAACGGCGAGCGUUUGGCUAUGCCUCCUCAGUGCCCGCCCACCCUCUACAGUUUGAUGACCAAAUGUUGGUCGUAUGACCCGAGCAAGCGACCGCGAUUCACUGAACUCAAAACACAACUCAGCACCAUACUGGAGGAAGAGAAACUUCAACAAGAGGAGAGACUUCGAAUGGAGAUGAGGAGACAAGUCACCGUGUCCUGGGACUCUGGAGGGUCUGAUGAAGCGCCGCCUAAACCCAGUAGACCGGGUUACCCAAGUCCUCGUUCCAGCGAAGGCUUCUUCUCUGGCCCCCCACUCAACCACUUCCCGCCAUCAGCCCAUAGCGGUGUUGGAGGAGUAGGAGGCAGCUACCCUCCUUCUGAUUCCUGGAGUCAACACAGACCUGAACACAUUGCACUGUGGAGCCCUAACAUGGAGGAUGGUGGCUGUGUAGGCCAGGCUAUGAUGGAGGAGAGACUGAUGAUGCAGCAACAGCAGAUGGAGGAUGACCAGCGGUGGCUGGAGCAGGAGGAAAGCUUCAUGGUCAUGAAGACAGAAUCCAGAAACAGCAGAGGAAGCAUCGACAGAGAGGACGGCACACUGCAAGCACCGGGUGGAAGCCAACACAUCUACCAGCCUGUAGGAAAACCAGGUGAGACAAUGAGCACACAUACAUACUUAAGGAAAAGAAGUGAUUUGACACUGAAAACAGAACUGUCGAAAUUAAGUGUGCUGCAUUCAAGUAAAGUGCACAAGUAUUGUCCACAAAAAUGUACCAAAGGUAAAACUACCCAUUGUACAGGGUUGCCCUUUUCAAAGACAAAGAUGGUGAAGACUAAUUUAUUAUUAAUAAUAAAAUGGUGUAAAAUGUCUGUUUUUAGUGGUUCAUUGAAAUUGUCGUACUUUUUCUCAUUGGUCCAGUUGCAGCCUCAGGAGAUCAGCCCACCCCCCACCGCUAACUUGGAUCGCUCCAACGACAAAGUGUACGAGAAUGUGACAGGAUUGGUUAAAGCUGUGAUUGAGAUGUCCAACAGGAUUCAACCCGCAGCCCCAGAGGAGUACGUGCCAAUGGUCAAGAUUGAGAUGGCUCAGAAGUUGUUAAAUUCAGAUCUGGCCGAGUUAAUAGCGAAGAUGAAGCUGGCCCAACAGUAUGUCAUGACAAGUUUACAAAAGGACUACAAGAAACAGAUGCUAAUGGCAGCUCACGCCCUCGCAGUGGACGCCAAGAACCUGCUGGAUGUCAUUGACCAAUCACGACUCAAGAUGAUCCGCCCACAUUAGUUUCUGUUGCUCUGUAGAUGGAGUGUGCCGUAGCUCUCAGCCAAUCACAAAGAGAAGAGAACAUUUUAGAUGGAUAUCAGUGACGGACGGAUUAUUGAAUGAACUGAUGAACAGCGAACAUAUGACUGACUAAAACAAUCCGCUUCCUCUUCUUCUCCUACAAACAUUCAUCGUUUAGGUUUUUUCUCUAUGGAAACGGUCAUGUUUUAGUCAAUAUUGCGUCAUUUUGUACUUUUGUUGUAUUACUUGCUUUCGUAUCCUGAGUAACUCCCCAUCAAGUAUCCUCGAAGAUGAGUUUAUUUCUUUCUUACUUUUUUUUUUUUGAAUCAUCCAUUACUACUUUUUAAUCUUUGAUGAAAGUGAAUCAAACAAAGGUUUCAGAGGCUUGCUUGAAGGACUGCAGAUAUAUUUUGGUGAAUGGACGCACCAAGAUUUGCCACAUGAACACAACUAACACGCUCCACACAUGCAGGAUGUAACAACUGGAACUGAAGAGCCAGGAUGAGGACGAUAAUGAAGAUGACAUGAUAACGUUGUUGUUUGAACAUGCUUUUAUAUCAUUAUUAAUUAAUAUUAUUACUAUUUUCAGCUUUGACUCUAACAGUAUGUCUCUAUGUUUAGUUUUCCUCUUGAAAAAGUAAUUGAUUUACAGAUAUUCAUAAAAGUCAUAAUUUCAUCUCUUUUUUUUCCACCUUCUCUUCUCUAGAUCUCUUUAUCUCAGGCACAGAGAGAUGGCGUAACAAUGAAAUAUGAAAUAUGUAUUUUGAAGAACAGACUAAAUGUCACAGGCCACUUUUUAAGUUAACUUGCAUAGUAAAUAUACAAAGAAGCUAUAUUUUUAACAUGUUUCUGAGGCAUGAAUUGUUAGUGAAUAAGGGAGAGGGAUGAACAGGUGGAAAAGUGAAGGGAGGGGGGGGUUAUACUGUACAGUAGGUCACCCUGUGCCAAAUGAACUGCAAUUGACUAAAAAGGAACGUUUUACUCAAAUGGUAUUGGUUUACUCAUUAAUCAACAUUUUACACAGCACCUUGCAUGCUAUUUUGUUUGUAUGUUGAAGCCAAAUUGUCAUGUUGUGGUUCCUUCUAUCCUAUUUGUCCUCCCACAAAUGUUCACUCAGCAAUAUGCAAGCUUUCAGUUACGCCAUCAUUGUCAAAUCUCCAGUAGAAUUCAACAUCAAUAAUAUUCUGUCUGUCUUUUGGGGGGGAAUUACAGUUGCAGUUUCUUGUUUUACUCCCCACAAAUCCAGGGACGGAUGCACACCUUGCUGGCCAAAAAUUAUGAUUGAUUUGCUCUUCAUCUCCUCUCCUUAAGUCCUUCUGCUUUUCUUCUUUGUCUUUCUACCUCUCUUCACUGGAGGUAUUUAUACCUUUAUUUCCUCUCCUCCUCACUCACCCCCACAUUUCUACUUGUCCUCCCUCUGUUACACCCCUUGUCUUCCUCUGAUUCUCUCUCCAUUCCACUGUUCCCUCUCUCCUGAGGUGAGCAGUAUUCUCAGGAAGGAGUCACAUGUACAGUUGCUAAAGCAGCGCAAAUAAAAACACUGUUAUCAUUAAGAAAUA
Etheostoma cragini (Arkansas darter) is the source of this 5735-nucleotide messenger RNA. It is a transcript of the gene ptk2aa, whose product is annotated as protein tyrosine kinase 2aa. The transcript has 33 exons. Bases 781 to 4176 code for a protein of 1131 amino acids. Lineage: Eukaryota; Metazoa; Chordata; Actinopteri; Perciformes; Percidae. Gene Ontology annotation, cellular component: cytoskeleton; focal adhesion. The record is from RefSeq and is a predicted model, not a curated record. Gene Ontology annotation, molecular function: protein tyrosine kinase activity; ATP binding. Gene Ontology annotation, biological process: protein phosphorylation; signal complex assembly.